AUGACACGCCCACAAAUUCUCGGGCAAACUCCCAUACAACACACGCACUUGACAGACGUGGAUCGUCACAAAACCCAACUGCUGUCAAUACCACAAAUGGAAAGCAACAAAACACCAACUAAAGCUGAUGGCUCAAAGGCAGCUCCGUUGCAUUACAAUACACCAUGUAUUUUAAGUGAGUCAAUCAGCAAAUUCACUGGAUUUGAGACUUACAUGAAACUCGAUAAUCUUCAGCCCUGUGGCUCAUUUAAGAUCCGUGGAAUUGGAUACUUCUGUCAGAAGGCAAAAGAAAAUGGUGCCAAAAAGUUUGCUUGUUCCUCUGGAGGAAAUGCAGGAUUGGCUGCUGCUUAUGCAGCUCGUAAACUCAAUAUGCCAAUCCUGAUUGUGUUGCCAAAGUCAGCUCCAUCUUUUGUAGCAGAUAUCCUGAAGAGUGAGGGAGCAGAAGUUGAAAUAUUUGGAAAUAACUUUGACGAGGCAAAUUCAAAAUCAACACAAAUAGCUAAAGAAGAAGAUUUUUUAAUCUUAUUCUUAUAUUUUCUUAAUAUUUAUAUUUUCUUAUUCUUAUAUUUUCUUAUUCUUAUUCUUAUAUUUUCUUAUUCUUAUAUUUUCUUAUUCUUAUUAGUGCCUUUCUGCCUAAAAAUGAUUCAAUUUCCUCACAGUCUAUUCAAAUCUAUCUAUCUAUCUAUCUAUCUCAGUCUAUUCAAAUCUAUCUAUCUAUCUAUCUAUUUAUCUAUCUAUCUAUCUAAGUAUUCAAAUCUAUCUAUCUAUCUAUCUCAGUCUAUUCAAAUCUAUCUAUCUAUCUCAGUCUGUUCAUAUCUAUCAAUCUUGGUCUAUUCAUAUCUAUCUAUCUAUCUAUCUAUCUAUCUAUCUCAGUCUAUUCAAAUCUAUCUCUUCAGUAUCUAUCUAUCUAUCUAUCUAUCUCAGUCUGUUCAUAUCUUUCAAUCUUGGUCUAUUCAUAUCUAUCUAUCUGUUUCUAUUCAUAUCUAUCUAUCUAUCUAUCUAUCUAUCUAUCUAUCUAUCUAUCUCAGUAUAUUCAUAUAUAUUUAUCUAUCUCAGUCUAUUCAUAUUUAUCUACCUAUCUAUCUCAGUCUAUACAUAUCUAUCUAUCUAUCUAUCUAUCUAUCUAUCUAUCUAUCUAUCUAUCUAUCCUAA
This is a messenger RNA of Acanthosepion pharaonis, 1152 nucleotides long. The record is from the annotation of a GenBank genome assembly. NCBI's taxonomy places the organism in Eukaryota, Metazoa, Mollusca, Cephalopoda, Sepiida, Sepiidae.